Vollenhovia emeryi is the source of this 1077-nucleotide messenger RNA. RefSeq names its product deleted in autism protein 1 homolog. The record is from RefSeq and is a predicted model, not a curated record. Lineage: Eukaryota; Metazoa; Arthropoda; Insecta; Hymenoptera; Formicidae. The transcript has 4 exons. The annotation marks the transcript as partial.
ACUGGGACUUAGACGGAUAUACGGCAGAUUUUUACCAUCUUUUAAGAAGAACGAUCACUUCUGAUUUUUCCAAGGACGAUACGAGUCGCUUGCGGCUCUGUCCAACGUUAGAGCAUUUAGAUCUGUUUUAUGAUGUUCACCUUAACAAUAAGUACAUCAACCCCACACAAUAUCUAAUUAAUCUCUGGACAUUGGCGUCCAUAAAUCCAGAGCCACUGGUCCUACAGAUAUUACCUGCCGAAAGUGGAUGGCCUGUGCUAAAAUAUUUUGGAGCAUGCGGUCGAAUCAUCAUCGAAGAAUAUAUCGGGUUACCGCUUUCCGAUUGUUACGACAAAUCUUGGAUUCAAAGAGCGAAGAUAGCUUCGAGCCUUUUAAAUGCCGCUUAUAUGUUUACUUUCAAAAACGAAAAAUUCGGUUUUUACUUAACGGAUAUAUCGGCUGAUAAUAUUGCCGUUGAUCGUGAAGACGUGGCAAAAUUUAUCGAUUUGGAGAAUAUUAUUGUUGUUGAUAAAAAUAUUUCUCGAGAAGAUGAAUCAAAGAAAUGGCAGAAGAUACACGAGAACACGUUGCGUCUUGAUUGUCCCAACUGUUUUGCAUUUUCUGCUGAGGAUAUUUGCAAUCAUCAUCUAAGUGAUCACAAUUACUAUGCGAUUUGUCAGCUUUUAUUGAAUUCAGGAAAUGAAAACGCAUUUCCCGGUGGAUUUCUUCACGGUGUACCUAUUAAUAUUGAACAGCAAUAUCCAGAUAUUGAGCAUUUGUUGCGACAAUGUGCCGUUCCCAACUCUACUAAUUCCAGAAUAUUUUUUGGGCAGCGCCUUAAGACGCUGUUGGAUACAAUUUUAAGAGAAUUACCUCAAGACGAAUACAACACAUAGUAGCUUAAGUUAUAAGAAUAUCAUGAAAACUCUUUUAGUAUUAUUCUGUUGAACAUUUCAGAUGUGUAUCUUCCUCUUUCUUUUAUAAUCUUUUUCAAAGAAUACCUCAUACAUUUUUUAUACUAUCUGUAAUUUACUAUUAGAUUCCGACUACUUUAUCAGUAACGUUAACACAAUUUUGUAUAAAACAUAGUAUAUAAUC